This is a messenger RNA of Gavialis gangeticus (Gharial), 1177 nucleotides long. It is a transcript of the gene ACTBL2, whose product is annotated as actin, beta like 2. The transcript has a single exon. Bases 32 to 1162 code for a protein of 376 amino acids. NCBI's taxonomy places the organism in Eukaryota, Metazoa, Chordata, Crocodylia, Gavialidae. The record is from RefSeq and is a predicted model, not a curated record.
UCCCCUAGCAGUGACUGACCUGAUAAUACCAAUGGCUGAUGAAUUGAUUGCAGCUCUGAUUAUAGACAAUGGCUCAGGUAUGUGCAAGGCUGGUUUUGCUGGAGAUGAUAUUCCCCGUGCUGUAUUUCCCUCCAUUGUGGGACACCCCAGGCACCAAGGUGUUUUGGUGGGGGUGGGCCAGAAAGAUAGCUAUGUUGGAAAUGAAGCCCAGAGCAAACAGGGUAUUCUUACCCUGAACUACCCCAUUGAGCAUGGUAUCAUCACUAACUGGGAUGACAUGGAAAAGAUUUGGCACCACACCUUCUACAACGAGCUGCGGGUGGCUCCUGAGGAGCACCCAGUGUUGCUCAGUGAAGCCCCCCUCAACCCUAAAGCCAACCGAGAGAUGAUGACUCAGCUCAUGUUUGAGACCUUCAGUGUGCCAGCCACAUAUGUUGCCAUUCAAGCUGUGUUAUCCCUUUAUGCUUCUGGCCGUACUACAGGCACUGUGAUAGACUCUGGAGAUGGGGUUACCCAUACAGUACCCAUCUUUGAGGGCUAUGCCAUGCCCCAUGCUAUCCUUCGGAUGAACCUUGCUGGCCGGGAUUUAACUGACUAUCUCAUGAAAAUCCUGACUGAGAGGGGCUACAGCUUCAUCACUACAGCUGAGCAAGAGAUUGUGCGUGAUAUCAAGGAGAAGUUGUGCUAUGUUGCCCUGGACUUUAACCAGGAAAUGUCCACCACUGCUGUCUCCACUUCACUGGAAAAAAGCUAUGAACUACCUGAUGGACAAGUGAUUACCCUAGGCAAUGAGCGGUUCAGAUGCCCUGAGGCCCUCUUCCAGCCAUCUUUCCUGGGUGUAGAGUCCUGUGGAAUCCAUGAGACCAACUUCAACUCUGUUAUGAAGUGUGAUGCGGACAUCCAAAAAGACUUGUAUGCCAACACUGUGUUGUCUGGAGGCACCACCAUGUACCCAGGCAUUAUUGACCGGAUGUACAGGGAGAUUGUUACCUUGGCACCAAGAACCAUGACAAUCAAGAUCAUUGCCCCUCCAGAACGUAAAUAUUCUGUCUGGGUUGGUGGCUCUACCCUGGCCUCUCUUUCCACUUUCCAACAGAUGUGGAUUAGCAAACUGGAGUAUGAUGAAUCUGGGCCAUGUGUUGUUCACCGCAAGUGCUUCUAGUGGGACUUUCCAGCA